CGCCAUCCACCCCGCACCUGCAAACACACACUCGCCCCCUCCUCCACCUCGGACACCUUCCAUUCCAUCUGCACACGCAACCCCUGGUCUGGCCGGAUGAGUUACCACCCGGUGGACACGAUAGGGAGUCCAUUCAGGAGAAGUAUGAAUAGUAGGACCAACUACGGCCGCUCCACUGGCUCCCCCUCCAGCGGGUUCCGUUCUCAGUCCUGGUCCCGGGCAAGCCCAGGCUCCACGAUGACCUCCUCCUACAAGAGGAGCGUCAAUAUGCCGGUUGCCAGAGCGUACAGCUCCACACUCCUCAGCUCCGCCGACAGCGUUGAUUUCAAUCAAACGAACGGAGACUACAAGCGCUCCAACGAGAAAGAGCAGCUCCAGGGGCUCAACGACCGCUUCGCCGGUUACAUCGACAAGGUGCACUACCUGGAGCAGCAGAACAGCCAGAUCGAAGAGGAGAUCCAGACGCUGCGGCAGAAGCAGGUGUCGCAAUCCCAGCUAGGCGAUUUAUACGACCAGGAACUCCAGGAGCUGCGCUCCAUGCUGGAGCAGAUUCACCACGAUAAAGCGCAGAUCCAGCUCGACACGGACCACGUCGAGGAUGACAUCCAGAGAAUUAGGGACCGUUUCGAUGAGGAAGCCCGCAUCAGGGAUGAGACGGAAGGUAUCAUCCGGGCGUUGAAAAAAGGUAUGACCGACUCUGAUUUGGUGAAGUCAGAGUUGGAGAAGAAAGUUCAGUCACUGCAUGACGAGAUUGCCUUUAUCCGCAACAACCACGAAGAAGAGGUGAGCGACCUGUUUGCCCAGGUGCAGGCGUCGCAGGUGACCAUGGAGAGGAAAGACAUCCAGAAGACGGACAUCACCGAGGCGCUCCGGGAGAUCCGCACCCAGCUCGAGGGCCACUCCAACCAGAACCUGCAGCAGGUGGAGGACUGGUUCAUGUGCCGCUAUUCCAAGCUCACUGAUGCUGCGGCACAAAACAAAGAUGCAAUCAAGUCCGCCCGUGAUGAGAUAGCAGACUACCGUCGCCAGCUUCAGUCCAAGACCGUGGAGUUAGAGUCCGUCCGUGGAACCAGGGAGUCACUGGAGAGGCAGUUGAAUGACAUCGAGGACCGACACAACAACGACCUGUCCAGCCUGCAGGAGACCAUCCACCAGCUGGAUAAUGAGCUCAAGGGCACGAAGUGGGAGAUGGCGCGUCAUCUGCGUGAGUACCAGGACCUGCUCAAUGUGAAGAUGGCCCUCGACAUUGAGAUUGCUGCAUACAGGAAACUCCUAGAAGGUGAAGAGACCCACUUUAGCACUUUCCCCUACCGCCACACCGUCACCUCCUCUAAGAAGUCCAAGUAUGAGCCUCCCAAAUUGAAAGUCCAGCAUAAGUUUGUAGAGGAGAUCAUCGAGGAGAUCAGGGUAGAGGAUGAGAAGGAUGAGAUGGACCAGGCCCUGGCUGAGAUGGCCCAGGAGUUUUCUGCCACUCUGGAGGCAGAGGCAACAGAUGAAGGAGAGGAUGAGGGAGAAGAGGGAGGAGAAGAAGCAGAGGGAGAAGGGGGAGAGGGUGAAUCAGAAGAGGUUGUAGCCUCCACUGAAGCCCAAGUUAGCUCGAGCACACCUGCUGAGGAGGAAGAGGAGGACAAAGAAGGUGAAGAGGAAGGGGGAGAAAAAGAAGAAGAGGGUGAGAAAGGAGAAGAGGGUGAGGGUGAGAAGGGAGAUGAUACAGAAGGUGGUGAUGAGGGAGAAGGAGAGGGGGAAUUAGAGGAGACAGUCCUGUGCUCUAAAGCCCCAGAAUCAAAGGCCUCUCCUGACAAAGAGAAGGCUGGAGAGAAGGAGGGAAGCGGAGGAGAAGAGGAGACAGGAGAGGGAGAGGGAGAAGAGGAGGGUGAUGAUCAAGAUGAAGAUGCAGGUAGUGACAAAGGAUCCAAAGAUGGAGAUGAUAAGGAUGAGGAAGAUGAGAAGAAAGGAAAGGAUGAGAAAGAAGACAACAUAGAUGAGAAGGCAGCUGUAGCCAAGACAGAGGCUCCCAAAACAGAAGCCCCCAAGAGUGAGGCCCCAAAAGUUGAGGUCCAGAAAUCUGAGGCCCCAAAGCCCUCCAAGCCAGACUCCCUAAAAGCUGAAUCCCCAAAGGCUGGGUCCCCCAAGUCUGAGUCACCAAAAGCUGGAUCCCCCAAACAUGAAUCUCCUAAAGCUGUAACCCCCAAAUCUGAAUCUCCAAAACCUGGCUCCCCCAAAUCUGAAUCCCCAAAACCUGCUGGAUCCCCCAAAUCUGAAUCUCCAAAACAUGCUGGAUCCCCUAAAUCUGAAUCCCCAAAACUUGCUGGAUCCCCUAAUUCUGAAUCCCCAAAGCCUGCUGGAUCCCCUACUUCUGAAUCCCCAAAACCUGCUGGAUCCCCUAAAUCUGCUGGCUCCCCCAAAUCUGAAUCCCCAAAACCUGCUGGAUCCCCCAAAUCUGAAUCCCCAAAACCUGCUGGAUCCCCCAAAUCUGAAUCCCCAAAACCUGCUGGAUCCCCCAAAUCUGAAUCCCCAAAACCUGCUGGAUCCCCCAAAUCUGAAUCCCCAAAACUUGCUGGAUCCCCUAAAUCUGAAUCCCCAAAACCUGCUGGAUCCCCUACUUCUGAAUCCCCCAAAUCUGCUGGAUCCCCUAAAUCUGAAUCCCCAAAACCUGCUGGAUCCCCUACUUCUGAAUCCCCAAAACCUGCUGGAUCCCCUAAAUCUGAAUCCCCAAAACUUGCUGGAUCCCCCACAUCUGAAUCCCCCAAACCUGCUGGAUCCCCCAAAUCUUUAUCACCAAAACCUUCUGGAUCCCCCAAAUCUGGAUCCCCAAAACCUUCUGGAUCCCCCAAAUCUGAAUCCCCAAAACCUGCUGGAUCCCCCAAAUCUGAAUCCCCAAAACUUGCUGGAUCCCCUAAAUCUGAAUCCCCAAAACCUGCUGGAUCCCCUACUUCUGAAUCCCCCAAAUCUGCUGGAUCCCCUAAAUCUGAAUCCCCAAAACCUGCUGGAUCCCCUACUUCUGAAUCCCCAAAACCUGCUGGAUCCCCUAAAUCUGAAUCCCCAAAACUUGCUGGAUCCCCUAAAUCUGAAUCCCCAAAACCUGCUGGAUCCCCCACUUCUGAAUGCCCAAAAUCUGCUGGAUCCCCUAAAUCUGCUGGAUCCCCCAAAUCUGAAUCUCCAAAAUCUGGCUCCCCCAAAUCUGAAUCCCCAAAACCUGCUGGAUCCCCCAAAUUGGAAUCCCCAAAACCUGCUGGAUCCCCCAAAUCUGAAUCCCCAAAACCUUCUGGAUCCCCUAAAUCUGAAUCUCCAAAACAUGCUGGAUCCCCUAAAUCUGAAUCCCCAAAACUUGCUGGAUCCCCUAAUUCUGAAUCCCCAAAGCCUGCUGGAUCCCCUACUUCUGAAUCCCCAAAACCUGCUGGAUCCCCUAAAUCUGCUGGCUCCCCCAAAUCUGAAUCCCCAAAACCUGCUGGAUCCCCCAAAUCUGAAUCCCCAAAACCUGCUGGAUCCCCCAAAUCUGAAUCCCCAAAACCUGCUGGAUCCCCCAAAUCUGAAUCCCCAAAACUUGCUGGAUCCCCCAAAUCUGAAUCCCCAAAACUUGCUGGAUCCCCUAAAUCUGAAUCCCCAAAACCUGCUGGAUCCCCUACUUCUGAAUCCCCCAAAUCUGCUGGAUCCCCUAAAUCUGAAUCCCCAAAACCUGCUGGAUCCCCUACUUCUGAAUCCCCAAAACCUGCUGGAUCCCCUAAAUCUGAAUCCCCAAAACUUGCUGGAUCCCCCACAUCUGAAUCCCCCAAACCUGCUGGAUCCCCCAAAUCUUUAUCACCAAAACCUUCUGGAUCCCCCAAAUCUGGAUCCCCAAAACCUUCUGGAUCCCCCAAAUCUGAAUCCCCAAAACCUGCUGGAUCCCCCAAAUCUGAAUCCCCAAAACUUGCUGGAUCCCCUAAAUCUGAAUCCCCAAAACCUGCUGGAUCCCCUACUUCUGAAUCCCCCAAAUCUGCUGGAUCCCCUAAAUCUGAAUCCCCAAAACCUGCUGGAUCCCCUACUUCUGAAUCCCCAAAACCUGCUGGAUCCCCUAAAUCUGAAUCCCCAAAACUUGCUGGAUCCCCUAAAUCUGAAUCCCCAAAACCUGCUGGAUCCCCCACUUCUGAAUGCCCAAAACCUGCUGGAUCCCCUAAAUCUGCUGGAUCCCCCAAAUCUGAAUCCCCAAAACUUGCUGGAUCCCCCACAUCUGAAUCCCCCAAACCUGCUGGAUCCCCCAAAUCUUUAUCACCAAAACCUUCUGGAUCCCCCAAAUCUGGAUCCCCAAAACCUGCUGGAUCCCCUACUUCUGAAUCCCCCAAAUCUGCUGGAUCCCCUAAAUCUGAAUCCCCAAAACCUGCUGGAUCCCCAAAAUCUGAAUCCCCAAAACUUGCUGGAUCCCCUAAAUCUGAAUCCCCAAAACCUGCUGGAUCCCCUACUUCUGAAUCCCCAAAACAUGCUGGAUCGCCUAAAUCUGAAUCCCCAAAACCUGCUGGCUCCCCCAAAUUGGAAUCCCCCAAAUUAGGAUCCCCCGAGGCAGAGUCCCCUAAGGGUGAGGCCCCAAAACCAGAAGCUCCAAUGUCAGAGGCCCCCAAGGCUGCAGAAGAGAAAGUAGACAAAAAGACUGAUUCAGAGGAAGAGAGGAAGGUAGAAAAGAAAGAUGCAGCCAUGAACGGAGAUGUGGAGAAGAUUACCCCAGAGGACAAGGACAAGAAGGAUGAGGGUGGGAAAGAGGCAGAGGAGAAGGAUGUUAUCUCAAAUGGAGUGGACGAGAGCCCCACUAAAGAUGACCCGGACCAGAAAGAUGAUCCAAAGGACCAGAAGGUGGUCAUCACCAAAACGGUGGAGACCAUCACCACUGGAGAGGACGGGGCCAAGCAUGUCACCAAAUCGGUCACUGUCACCGAGACUGUGAAGGAGUCUGAGGAUGUGAUGCAGGAGAAGAUAGUCUCCAGCAAGAAGAUGGAGAAACACUCUUCCCAGUCCGUCAAGGUGGUGACUGAAACUGAGUAACUGCGCUCUAUCCAACCCACUCAGGAGGAACAAAGAUGACACGACAACAAGCAAUCAACCCAGAACUAACAUAAAGAAAUCAUAGAGCUAGAGCGAUGUAAUAAAAAUAACCACUCUCAAACAUACAGAAAAGCAACGAGAGAAGCCAUAUGAUGUGACAGAGCUAACAUUUAAAAAAUGCAUGUUGAGAGAAAACUUUAAAUGGGUUUUGCUGCAGAUAAUAUCAGGAAAAUGUGAUAGUGGGACAGAUUAUUAAUUGUCUUUAUGUUUCCCUGCAGUUCACGGGAGGGCUCACGGGUGGGGGCGUCUGCAUGCUAGCUCAGGGAGGGAGACCCCUCCACUCUAACCUGUAUGGAUGGAUGGAAGGUUUACAGUUUAGAUGCAUACUGUAUGUGGGUGGGAGAGUGAUAGAAAUGUAUGUUCAUUCAAAUGUUAAUUCAAAAAGGGGUGCCUGGGUUGGAGGGUCCACUUUAGAGACACAUGUUCAAAAGGACUAGCCUUUUUAUGUGAAGAUACCAACUGAGCCAAAAAUACAAUCGUCUACAACACAAUAUAGUGAAGAAUGAGAAAGACGAUGGUGCAUUGUACUGAUGAUCAUAAACAUACAGUACCCGAAGCAACUAAAGCAUUAAGAACCUUGAAGAAACUCUGAGCCUUAAACAUGCUUUUUAUCAGUAUCUAUUAUGUUUACCUAAUGAGUGCCAUUGAAAAUAAAUAUGUAAAUGCGCACACAUACAUUCUUGUAUGCAUAGGAUGGACUUGAAUUUAAAUAGCGAACUUAAAUGAGGUGCUACAGUUUGCAAUCCCAUGUCUUUACUCAUCAUGAACUAUUUCCCAGCAGCAUUUGCUCAAUAAAUGUCAUACUGAAAUACAAA
Molecule: messenger RNA, 5885 nt
Organism: Oncorhynchus kisutch (coho salmon)
Lineage: Eukaryota; Metazoa; Chordata; Actinopteri; Salmoniformes; Salmonidae
Product: neurofilament medium polypeptide-like
Exons: 3
Coding region: 97-5010 (1637 amino acids)
Biological process (GO): axon development; intermediate filament bundle assembly
Cellular component (GO): axon; neurofilament
Molecular function (GO): structural constituent of postsynaptic intermediate filament cytoskeleton
Source: RefSeq, a predicted model, not a curated record